AUGUUAAUGAUGUUAAUAUAGUAAAAAAUAUCAUGAGUCAAGUUGGAAAAAAUAUUCAAAAAUAUCGUAGUACAGUAAGAUUUAUAUUAGCCAUUCAAGCGUUAAAUAUUCUCCCAAAUGUAUUGUUAUCAGCAUUUUAUUUCGAUAUAAAGAUGGAUUAUAUGCUGAUCAUAAUUAUAACAGGUCAAUGCAGAAGAAAUGUUUUAACCGUUCUUUAUCAUUUCUGUAUUUUGCAAAAUAAAUUUUAUGAUAAUUAUAAAAACAUUGGGCAUAAGGAAUAUUAUAGUGUAUUUAAAUUAGGAUGGUAUGAUUGGUACAAUGAAAAAUGGAAUAAUCAACCUUUGCAACAAGAAUGGAAUACUUUAAAGCAUUUAAGAAGUGAAGUAAAUCAGUUACUAGAAACUGCCAGAAAAGACAAGCUUAUAAAAAGUUCUUUAGAGAUUAAUGUGGAAUUAUAUGUAAAUUCUUUAGAAUUAUUACAUUUAUUACAAAAUCAUGAUUUAAAAUCUAUUUUUACAACUUCAGAUGCAACAAUAUCUUCGGCUUCUUUAUUUAAAUGUCCUAGAUGUUUACAAACAGAAGGUGAAUUAUGUAAAAGAUGCGAGAAUGUUAUAGAAACGAAUAAGUAAAGAUUAUUAACUUUUUUAAUUAAAAUAAUUAUUAAAUAAAUA
Molecule: messenger RNA, 671 nt
Organism: Rhizophagus irregularis DAOM 181602=DAOM 197198
Lineage: Eukaryota; Fungi; Glomeromycota; Glomeromycetes; Glomerales; Glomeraceae
Source: RefSeq, a predicted model, not a curated record